UUUGAAGUUUGCAUGGUUUUAACUAGGACUUGUCUUACUAACGCACGCUAGCUUAUUUUGACUUUUCUUUUUCACUCCUCUAAAAUUGCUGAGCCGGUUCGAUAGAAUAAUCUUGUUCGCCUUCACAGAGUCGAGGUGUCGCAGCUGGAGAAGCUGAUCCAGAACAGCUGAAUCUGCCUUCAUUUGAUUUGAUCAUGACGUUGGUUGAAAGGUUCUGCUAGUAGAGCAGAAUAAUCCAGUCCAGGUGUGAAGAGUUUCGGUGUUGUAGGAUUUUAACUGCAGUAGAUGAAAGAUGCUGAAGGUGGAGUCAUUUUAACACCUGCUGAGGCCAGAUAUUUAUUUUAAUCAACUCUUCCUAAAUAAUCCCAUUGAAUGUUCAUUUUCUCUCUUGGAUUCUUGCAGCUCACUAACUCUUUGUUUCGGUUUAGAACAUUUUAAUCCUGUUUAUGUUCUUAUGUUUCAUUUGCGGCGGUAUAUUUCCCAGAAUUCCCUCUGAGCUCCGUUGACAUCAUGGCGUCCACGUCCGUUACCACUGUGGGUGGAGUCGUGAUCGUAACACAGGUCAUCCCCAAAGACGACCUCUCCAUUCCUCUCGGCACUCCUGCCAGCCCAAAGGUCCAGGCCCCGCGGCCCGUCGUAAAGACCCUGCCGGGCCCCUCCAAGGAGGACGCCAAGGAGAGCGUCUUCCUGCGGGGGGAACCGCUGGGCCUCGGGGUGGUUCAGAUCUUCAUCGGCACGCUGUGUGCUCUCGUCAGUCUGUUGGUUUUAUUCUCCGGGGCUCUGGUGAUCUUCGCUCCGUUUGCCCUCUGCGUUUUGUUCGUGCUGUCCGGCUCUCUGGCUCUGGCGGCAGGAAGACGCACUUCAGUCGCACUGGUCUGGGCGUCUCUGGUGUCCAACGGGUUCAGCGUCCUGCUCGGCCUGGCCGGGGCGAGCUACACCUGCUUCCUGCUGGCCACCGGACCCCCCUCACGGGUCUUCUGCGACUUCCAGACCUCCAACGUCGACUUUCAAACCCGGAACAUCAACAGCAGAACGGUGGACAAGUGGGAUCAGAGAUGCUUGAGCGAACUGUGGCGACUGGACGAGCUUCUUUACGGACUCCAGGGCGUCAUCCUGGUCCUGCUCGUCCUGCAGGUUUGCGUCUCCGUCGCCGUGUGUGUUCUCUCUGGAAAAGUCAUCCGAAGCGCCAGGCGUUACUCCCCUGUGGUGGUAAGAGAGCAUCAUUCCAAACAUGCCACUCCAAACAAGAUAUGUACUGUAUGUGUAUGAAGAAUAUUCAUCCUCUUGAUGGUUUCACCCUCUUAUAAACAAUUAUUUAUUUGUUUAAACACACAAAUAAAUAAUUGUGCGUU
Molecule: messenger RNA, 1352 nt
Organism: Xiphophorus maculatus (southern platyfish)
Lineage: Eukaryota; Metazoa; Chordata; Actinopteri; Cyprinodontiformes; Poeciliidae
Product: membrane-spanning 4-domains subfamily A member 4A-like
Exons: 5
Coding region: 511-1269 (252 amino acids)
Cellular component (GO): membrane
Source: RefSeq, a predicted model, not a curated record